CGCCUACAAAUACCAAACUUUCUUUCUUUCGAACAUCUGGCCCAAACCUAAAGAGAGAAAACAAGAGUCGUUAGCACAGUAUGGCUGUACGAAGUCAAUCAACCAGCAACAGGCCCGAGAGGUUCCAGAUUAGUGUUAAUGACGACGGCGACCUCUACAUGUUCAUGGAUACAUGGAAUGGAGACACGAUUGCCAAUUUCUUGACCCGUCUAGCGAACACUACAUCACCAAAGCUCGUCCGCAAGAACAUACACUUGAGCUUUGACGGCGUUCGUCUGGGCGAAUCGACAACAAUCUUUGAGGUUAGUCUCGACCCCUAUGUUGACUGCGACAUCCUAACGCGGGCAAUGCAGACCGGUCUAGCAGAUGGUGAUGAGCUAGCCCUUCACUACAGACCAAAGGAUGGAAAAGACGAAUGCCAGUCAUGUAACGGUUCACACAACGGCACUGGAUACAUGACUCGUCAGAACGGUUGAUUCCAUUCA
Aureobasidium pullulans EXF-150 is the source of this 485-nucleotide messenger RNA. RefSeq lists its product as uncharacterized. Lineage: Eukaryota; Fungi; Ascomycota; Dothideomycetes; Dothideales; Saccotheciaceae. The transcript has 2 exons. The coding region runs from base 81 to 476 and encodes 131 amino acids. The record is from RefSeq and is a predicted model, not a curated record.